AUGCAUCCAGCCAUGACGCCUGCUUUCACGAGUGUUUUGGGCAAAGCCUUUCUGAGUGAAACUUUGGCACCUCACCCAAUUCCUCUAAAGAUACCAUCGGGCGGCCAAGAAAAGCGAAACGAAGCAGCCGUGUAUCACGAGUCGCCGCCACCCGAGGUGAGAUGCGCAAGCUUGAACCACCCGCAGAUUCGGCCCACCGGUCCAUGUCGAUCGGCUCAGUCGGCACCAGAUCCAGCAGCAAAUCAAAUGACGCUUCUUGGUAACCUCGGCGCAUCUUGGGCUGCCAGGGCAGUGGCCAAAUUAGCAUUCAAAUGGCUAAAUGGCCCCUCGCAUCUACAAUAA
Molecule: messenger RNA, 342 nt
Organism: Ustilaginoidea virens
Lineage: Eukaryota; Fungi; Ascomycota; Sordariomycetes; Hypocreales; Clavicipitaceae
Exons: 1
Coding region: 1-342 (113 amino acids)
Source: RefSeq, a predicted model, not a curated record